UUCUUCAAGGAUACAAAACGAUAAAGAACUGCCCUGGAAUACUGUCUGAAACACAAUCUCCAUACCUCGACAGCACAAGAACGAUUCUUCACUUCCACGUGAAUAACAACCCAAAGCCAACAUUGCAACAAAACUAAAAUCUUUGGAAAAAACACAAGCCAAACCGUUUCGACAAAAUCAAAACAGAACAAUUCACUGUAUUUAAUGGCACGUUAUUGCUAAACGGUUGUUAAAAAUAUAUACAGCUAUGGCCAAUAGUUGUGCAAUUUUUGUCAGUUUUUUUGCUAAGUGUAUGGGAAACUACAAAGCGGUGUGUAAUUCAACAUUAUUCAGCCGGUUUCAUCUGACUUUAUGAAGCAAAAUGAUUUAAUUCUAUAGUGGGAUGCAAAACCUUUGGCCUAAGCUGUAGGUCAUUGAUAAAACCCAUGGUGUUUUAACAGUCAGCUGUUCUGUUUAUUGCCCUUGAAUGGGGAAAAAAAUGCUUUGAAAUAGUUUUUUAGCAGUUCUGUAAAUGCUAAAUAUAGAUAAGAACAGCAGGGCAGCCUGAUAAAUGAACAUUUUCUACCAGACCUGAGAACCAGCCAGGUGCACAGAUAAAACAUUAUGAACCCAUGCACACUUCAGAGCUACACUGUAAUAAACACUGCAAACCAGGGUGAACGAUGGUGAAUGCAGAGUAUAACCAUGGGCGAACUGCAAAAAAUACAGCAGGAAACCUUUAUAAGGGGCGACAGUGCUGGAGAGCUGAGAAUGCAGUGUAUAGGAUAGUGCUCAUUAUUAAGCUGCAGAGUAACGUCAGCCCUGGAGAGCUGAGCAUGCUGUUAAGCCUAGUGCUCAUUAUGCUAAAUUGUGACAGAAGUGAGGAGUACUUCAAUUAGUUUCUGGAGCUGCCCCUUUUGUGUCUCUUUAACAGCUGGUUUCACAGAUCCCAAUUAACCCUGAUCUAAUCAGGGUCUGUGAAACCAGUCAGAACUGAGGGUCGUUCUUUAACCAAUGGCUACAGAGUGUCAUCAGAAUCCAAAACACACAAAAAAAUCAAACCAAGGCGAAUCAUUUCAGGGGUGGUGGCUGGGAAUCGGAAGCUUGCCAGCACACACUGGACAGCCCGGACACACACCUCUCUGGGAUAAAAGAUAAGGCACUGUUUGUUGUUCCUUGAUCAUGCCAGGUGUCUUAAGGGGAUGAAGGACGUUGCUGGUCGAUGGGAGCUGUCAUCGGAGAUUUGGCACGGGAAUAUGAAAAUGUACAUGCGUGUAUAUAUAGGAGGACUUAACUGCGGAAGAGCAGUCUUGUGCAGCAGAAACUCAAGAUGGGAUCGUGGGGUAUGAUGGUGUGUCUGGCUUUCGCCGUUUGUGUGGGAACUGCAUCAGCAGCCACGCUAGGUGCGGUGUUAACCGAAGGGGGUAUGGUCGAGGGGACCAGUAAAAAGUUGGGAUUCCGAAAACAUAUGGACGUCUUCAAAGGGAUUCCCUUCGCAGCCCAGCCAGGACGGUUUGAGGUCGCUAAACCUCACCCGGGAUGGAGCGGGUUGCUGAAGGCCACGGAGUUCAAGAAGCGGUGCCUGCAGAUGACUCUGACCCAGUCUUCCACGCGGGGCAGCGAGGACUGUCUCUACCUGAACAUCUGGGUGCCCCAUGGGGCGCAAGUGUCCACUGGGCUGCCGGUCAUGGUUUACCUCUAUGGGGGAGCCUUCCUCGUGGGGGGGUCUCAGGGGGCUAACUUCAUGGAUAACUACCUGUACAGCGGGGAGGAGAUCGUGCAGCGCGGGAAUGUCAUCGUGGUGUCCCUCAACUACCGCGUCGGGACCCUGGGCUUCCUCAGCACUGGAGAUGCCAACGGGCCCGGUAACUACGGUCUGUGGGACCAGCACAUGGGCAUCGCCUGGGUCCACCGCAACAUCAAGGCCUUCGGAGGGGACCCCGACAACAUCACCCUCUUCGGGGAGUCAGCAGGGAGCGCUAGCGUCAACUUCCAGAUCCUCACACCGUACAACAAAGGGUUAGUCCGCAGGGCUAUCUCUCAGAGUGGGGUAUCGCUGAGCCCCUGGGCCCUCUCGAAAGACCCCCUCUACUGGGCAAAACAGAUUGCGCAGAAGGUGGGCUGUCCCACUGACACCACGACCAGCAUGAUGGGCUGCCUGAAGAUCACUGACCCUGUGGCCCUCACCUUGGCCGGGAACCUCAGGCUGUUCAACUUAAACGAGCCUGUGGUGUACGGGUUAGGAUUGGCCCCGGUGGUGGAUGGGGAUUUCAUACCAGAGCACCCCAGCAAUCUGUUCCACAACGCUGCGGAGGUGGACUACAUCGCCGGCACCAAUGACAUGGAUGGGCACUUAUUCGCAGGAUUCGACAUCCCCUCUGUCAACGAGCGCUGGACCCCAACCCCCCCGGAGGACCUGUACGGCCUACUGAGGGGGCUGACGAAGGAGAAGGGGGAGCGGGCCGCUAACACCUCGUACGCUCUGUACACCCAGAGCUGGGGGGCCGAGCCCACCAAGGAGACCAUCAAGAAGACGGUGGUGGAGCUGGAGACAGACUUCCUGUUUUUGGCUCCGACACAGGCCGCUACACACCUGCACCUCAAGCACUCAAAGGGCGGGCGGACGUACUCGUACGUCUUCAGCGUGCCGUCUCGUAUCCCCUUCUUCCCCAGCUGGAUGGGGGCGGACCACGCAGAGGACCUGCAGUACGUCUUCGGGAAACCCUUCACCACCCCGCUGGCAUACUUCCCCCGGCACAGGGACGUCUCCCGGUACCUCAUUGCCUACUGGACCAACUUCGCCUGGACCGGGAACCCCAGCGACGGAGGGUCAAAGGUCCCCAGCGCCUGGCCAGCCUACACCAAGGUCAAGCAGCAGUACCUGGAGAUCAACACCAAGAUCACAGCCAGCUCAGUGAAGGAGAACCUGAGGAGCCCCUUCAUGAAGUACUGGGGCGAGACCUUCAGGAGCCUGCCGUCUGUGGAAUCAGAGCCCCCCACUAUCUGAGACGUGCUGCACCCCCCGGACCCCCAGAACAGCGCUGGGCUCUGACAAACCAGCGGGAAACGUUCUUAUGGUAUACUGAAGCCAUUGUCAGCACAGAGGGUAUUUCUAAACGCACCAACUAAACUUCUAAUCUGCAGCACACCACUACAGUUUGAUCUGUAUGGCUUUCACAGACCUGAUUUAACACAUUUCUUUUGAAUCUGGUACAAUCGUUAGAGACAAGUUAUUGAAAAUGUAGGAAAAUGGGAAUAUAGGGAUAUUUUUUUUGGUACCUUAUUCGGAAUUUGUUUUAUUGCUGGUGUUUUCUGUAUUUUCUCGCCCCUCCCAGUUUGCUUUUCAAUAAAAUCUAGUGUUGGAGCCUCUGAUGCAAUCAAAAGGA
This is a messenger RNA of Acipenser ruthenus (sterlet), 3365 nucleotides long. RefSeq names its product bile salt-activated lipase-like. The transcript is spliced from 11 exons. Gene Ontology annotation, biological process: neuron cell-cell adhesion; presynaptic membrane assembly; modulation of chemical synaptic transmission. Gene Ontology annotation, molecular function: sterol ester esterase activity; triacylglycerol lipase activity; neurexin family protein binding. Lineage: Eukaryota; Metazoa; Chordata; Actinopteri; Acipenseriformes; Acipenseridae. The record is from RefSeq and is a predicted model, not a curated record. Gene Ontology annotation, cellular component: postsynaptic specialization membrane; cell surface; synapse. The coding region runs from base 1310 to 2986 and encodes 558 amino acids.